This is a messenger RNA of Chenopodium quinoa (quinoa), 900 nucleotides long. RefSeq names its product phospholipase A2-alpha-like. Lineage: Eukaryota; Viridiplantae; Streptophyta; Magnoliopsida; Caryophyllales; Amaranthaceae. Gene Ontology annotation, biological process: phospholipid metabolic process; lipid catabolic process; arachidonate secretion. The transcript has 4 exons. Bases 191 to 643 code for a protein of 150 amino acids. The record is from RefSeq and is a predicted model, not a curated record. Gene Ontology annotation, molecular function: A2-type glycerophospholipase activity; calcium ion binding.
GAUGUCACGAGUAACACAAAGACAAAACUCUCUGUUUCUGACUUAACACAGUACUCAUAAAUCAGAGCCAUUCAAAAUAAGCUGUUUUCAGUUGGUUCAAUGUUAGAGCUUUUUUUUCUUAAACUCCUUCAUUAUUUUCUCCCUUAAUCUUUCCUCUGCAAAAAACUUUUUAACACAAUAAGAAUAACUUAUGGCUUCCUUGAAAUUAGCUUUUUUAGCACUCCCAUAUUUUUUCCUUUUUUCUCUUAAUUUUCAAGUCCAGGCUCUUAAUAUUGGUGUUCAAUCCUCUCUCCAAUUGAGUAAAGAAUGCAGUAGGAAAUGUGAAUCUGAAUUUUGUUCAGUACCUCCAUUUUUGAGGUAUGGCAAAUAUUGUGGACUUCUAUACAGUGGGUGUCCAGGAGAGAAGCCAUGUGAUGGGUUGGAUGGUUGUUGUAUGAGCCAUGACAUUUGUGUCCAAGCUAAAGGCAAUGAUUAUCUAAGUGAAGAAUGCAGCAAAAAAUUCAUAGAUUGCAUGGACAGAUUUAAGGCAGCAGGAGGACGUACUUUCAAAGGCAGUACAUGCAAUGCUAACGAUGUUAUCGAACUCAUUAAAAUUGUCAUGGAAGCUGCUUUACUUGCUGGCAGAGUUCUUAAGAAGCCAUAAAUUAAAGCUUAUUUAGCCUUAUUUUUUUUUCUUUUGGAUUUGGGUUAAUUAAUUAUGUAGGGAAAUUGAAAAGGGAACCAAAUUGCAUUUCAUUUUGAUAAUAAAGUGAAGAUUAAUUCAGUUGCUAGGUACGAAUUGAACUCCUAAUUUAUGAUAUUUUUCCGCAAUUUAACUUGUAUUUGGGGAAUUGGGGUAUAUAUAUGCUUUACUCUCCGCUUUUAAGUUGUUUAAUAUUGACUUUUAUGAUUGCAAGUAUA